Messenger RNA from Cheilinus undulatus (humphead wrasse), 1305 nucleotides. RefSeq lists its product as uncharacterized. Bases 1 to 1305 code for a protein of 434 amino acids. Gene Ontology annotation, molecular function: N-acetylglucosamine 6-O-sulfotransferase activity; keratan sulfotransferase activity. Gene Ontology annotation, biological process: keratan sulfate proteoglycan metabolic process; N-acetylglucosamine metabolic process. The record is from RefSeq and is a predicted model, not a curated record. The transcript has 3 exons. NCBI's taxonomy places the organism in Eukaryota, Metazoa, Chordata, Actinopteri, Labriformes, Labridae.
AUGAGGGAGUUCAGGUGUCAGAGCCGGAGGGGGGGCAGGAUGGAGUGCUCCUGGAAGACCGUGCUGCUGCUGGUGUGCGCGUCUCUGGGGGUCCAGUACACCGCCAUCCGGACCCUCAGGGACUCUCUGUCUGGGCCGUGUCAGGGAGCGUACCGCUGCUCCUCCAGACAGCACAGAGAUUCCAGGUGGAGAUCUUUGUGUGAUGACGGCUGGAUGCAGGUGGCGUUACCACGGAAACACAUCCUGCUGUUUGCCACCACCCGCAGCGGCUCGUCCUUCACGGGUCAGCUCCUGAACCAGCACCCGGAGGUCUUCUAUGUGUUCGAGCCUCUCUUCCACGUGCAGCAGGCCUUCACCAACUCCAGCAGCCGCCUGCGCCGCUCUCUGGACCGCCGUGCCCUCCUGGGAGCGUACAGAGACCUCCUCCUCAACCUGUACGCCUGCGACCUUCACUUCAUGGAGAACUACGUCCGCCCGGAGCCCCAGGACCACGUCACCAACUCCUUCUUCCGCCGCAGCUCCAGCCACGCCCUCUGUUCUCCUCCUGUGUGCUCUGAUGGCGCCGGCGGAGCGACCUCUGGUCUGCCUGAUGAAACCUGGUGUCCAAAGAAAUGUGGCGCCCUGAACCUCACCUUAGCGUCACUGUCCUGCCUGUCCAGGGGGCACGUCGCCAUAAAGACGGUACGUGUCCCUGAGGUGGCCGACCUGCGCACUCUAACAGAAGACCCCCGUCUGGACCUGAAGAUCCUCCACCUGGUGAGAGACCCCAGAGCCGUCCUCGCCUCUCGCAUGAUGGCGUUUUCGGAUCAGUUCCGUGCUUGGAAAAUGUGGAAUGCCACAGGACGGCAGCCACGAUACGUGGACUUGUCGCAGAUCACCAGCACCUGUAAGGACAUGUCUGCGUCUGCAGAGACCGGUCUUCAGAGGCCGGCGUGGCUGCGAGGACGCUACAUGCUGCUGCGGUAUGAAGACCUGGCGUCUAACCCCAAGGACAAGGCGGCUGAGAUCUUCAGGUUUGUGGGUUUAGAGAGGGACCGCAGGGUGGAUCAGUGGAUUUCUAAGAACACCAACAGAGACGCGUCGUCUCCGUCUGAGUGGAAUUACAGAUACUCGACCACCAGGGACUCCAGAGCCGCCGCGGAGAGCUGGAGGCUUCAACUCAGCUUUGACAUCGCGAGGACGGUCCAGAACCUGUGCAACCACACGCUGGCUCUGCUCGGAUACAGACCGGUCCAGUCUGCAGCUCAGCUCAGGGACUUAUCUGUCAGUCUGGUAGAAAACAUCAGCUUUGAGACGGUCACAUGA